Molecule: messenger RNA, 5638 nt
Organism: Drosophila obscura
Lineage: Eukaryota; Metazoa; Arthropoda; Insecta; Diptera; Drosophilidae
Product: flocculation protein FLO11
Exons: 9
Coding region: 344-5116 (1590 amino acids)
Source: RefSeq, a predicted model, not a curated record
UUCGAAACAGUUUGGUUGCUGCCGCCGGUUGCUUUUUUGGUUUUGGCCAAGUGAAUGUCGUUCGAUUGCCACCAAAAAACGAUAUCGUCAAGUCGGUGAUUUAAAACCCGUCCGACAGCCUACCAAAAACAAUUUCUCGCUCUUGACUAAAUUCGCCUUUGGAGCCAUCAAUUAAAAAAUAUACAAUAACAAAAUGCAAAUACCGAACAACAGAUAAUUUAACGAUAAUUUACAAAAGCGCUUAUAAAAAAGUUGAACAAAAAGUAACAACAACCAAAAUAUUUGCAAAUUACAAAUAAAGCAACAACAUUUUGGAUACAUUUUUGAGUUGGAAGAAACAACCAUGUCUGGCAAAGUGAAGCGACCGACGUUGUCAGCGUCGGCGCCCCUCUGCCACAGCUUCUUCUACUACUUCCCCGGCGGCACCAUCAUCUGGCUAUGCCUCUGCCUCGUCUUCUGCAGUGUCAGCGCACAAGAUACCUCCAGCUAUUAUUUCCCAUCACAAAACCGAUUUGUGCCAUCGCCCGGUGCCUUUCCCCGACAGCAGCAGCAGUCGCUGGGUAACUUCCGCGGCAGCUCCGGAGGAUUCUCCCCUGCUCCUGGCUCCUACCAGGAGCAGCUCUUAUUUAUAGCCAAUGAGAAUGGCCCCAAACAGGUGCCAGCGGCUGCCAGUUCGCCUUUCGGAUCGCCAUUUGGCGGCAGCUCACAGUUUGCGAAAUCGCCAGCGAAUCGCCAGUCGGACUAUUACGAUAUCUCGCCACGCCCCUUUGGAGUGCCUGCAGGGGCAGCGCCAGGCGUUGGUGCAACGUCCGCAUCGUCGUCGUCGACCAACGGCUUCACACGCUCCAAGGCGAUACGCAACGGCAGCGGCGGCACCGGGAACAGCCUGAGCGGCGGCUUCCAGCCGCAGACCCAGACGCAGACGCAGCGCAUCAAUGUGCCCCACCAGCAGACGCAGUUUCUGGCCCACUUCAGUGAGAACGACAAGCGACCGACGUCCAGCAAUGCAGGCAGUCGUCCGUUCGGCAAUGGCGGUGGAUUCUCACCCACCCGCACGCGCACCCAGCCUCUGGCUGCCGUCUCAGCCCCGCCAGAGUCUCCGGCCACCCCAGCGCCAAGUCCGUACAGGCCACGGAAUCGCUACCAGCCAGGCAGCUCCGCCUCCACAGCCUCCACCACAUCCACAACGGACAGCAGUGCGGAGGUGAGCAGCAAGCGGUACAAUCGCUUCGGCAGCAACCGCUCCAAGGCGACGUCUACGACGACCACGAGCACGCAGAACACACCCGCGGAUCGUCCCAGCUUCGGACGCAAGUCGCCCAAUCCCCGGCGGCCGGUGUUCAUCAGUCGAGAGGUGAACGAGCCGCUGAGUGUGACCAGCAAGCGACCCUUCAACUACAACAGCGCCAGCAGGCUGAAGCUGACGCGUCCCACGGCCCGCACCACCAGCAGCACCACUGAGAGUGCCGAGCAGGAGGAAGACGAGGAGGAGGAGGCGGCCCAGCAAGAGCAGGAAGGAGAGCUAGACAGCGGGGAGCAGUACGACCAGGAGUCGGAGGAGCGCCCAGAGGAUCACUCGGAGUCGUCCAGUCUGGAGAAGCUGCCGCUCCAGGAGGAGGCAGAGGUAACCCCAGUGACAAUCGCACAGAACGAGGCAGCCGUCCCGGAGACGGCGACCCAAAAUGAGGAGGAGGCUGCGGAUCCGUCCAGCACCAGCAGCACCGAAGAGUCAUCAACCGAUUCAUCGGAGACCACCAGCUCCAGCGAGGUCACGACCAUCCUGCCCUCCAGCAAUGACUAUGAGUACGGCGAGGACGAGGAUAAGGAUAAGGCCACCACCCCAAUGGGCCUGGAGAGUGAAUCCACCGAAGAGAUUCUGUUGGAGGGCACCACGGAACAGCCACUGGCACUGCCAGAGAGCACUCCAGAGCAGGAGCAGGAGCAGGAUCCCGCCAGUGCCAAGCAGGCAGAAGCAGCCACUCCCAAGCAGGAGGAUCCUCAGUCUUCCACGCCCAGCGAUAAGCCCACGGAGACGUCAUCAUCCAAGCAGGAGGGAGAAUCCGAAUCGGACUACGAUGACGAAGAGAGUCUGGGCGAGGGCGAUGAGUACGAGUACGAGGAUGAGGAAGGUGGCGAGGCAGAACACGAGGACUCCACCAGUGAGACAGAAACGCAGGACUCCAGGCCAACGACCAGCCACGAGCACGAGGAAGACCGCGAGGUCAUCUCCGUGGUGACCACCAAGAGUGUGGUGAAUGGCUCAACAGUGCUCCCGGCCCCGGUCACGCCGAGCAUACCCACGGAUGAGGGCAAGCCAGAGAAAGAGGAGGAGGAGACAGAUGUCCAAAAGGAAGCCCUGCCCGAGAGCGGGGACACUGCCAAUGCCACCGAGAACUACGUUGUGGUGGCAUCGAUACAGCCAAGUCGCAGCAUCAACGGUGCCCGCUUCCUGCCCUUCCCGGCCAUCGAGCAGGAGGAGACCAAACAGACGCUCUCCGAGCUGGAGCGGAAGGUGCACUCCAAGCAGCAGCAGCAGCAGCCGCCACAGAAGCAGCCCGAGAGCAGCGAGGAGCCGAGCACUUCCACCUCGUCCACAUCCACCCAAGCGCCGCCGCUGGCCGCCUCCACAGAAAGCAUCAUCGAUAAGCUGGACCGCGUGCAGUCGGAACUGUCCAGCGGCCUGCUGUCCGGCAAAUAUCCGAUCAUCAGCCAAAUGGAUUCCUCCACACCGGCCACGAGCACCACACUGGGAUCCGCAUCCGGAUCCGGAAACGGGCGAUUUGCGCCGCACAUUAGGAAGUUCCAGCCAAAGACGACGCCGGCUCCGAGCACCACGAGCAGUGGCAGCAGUCGGGUGAAGGUGCAGCACUUUGAUGAGAGUGAAAUGGACGAGCUGGCGGGGCUUCUGCCCGUGGGAUUCAAGGCAAAGUCCAGCUACAAGAACCGCAAGAUUACAACCACCACCUCCACGACGGAAGCGCCCGCCGUGGAGUCGCCUAGGAAGCCGGGACGCAACAGCACCAUCAGUCGCUCCUUCAAGAACGGGCAGGUCACGGUGCAGGAUGUGGCAUUGGCCGGUCUGCUGCCCAAGGGCUACAAGCCACCCAGGACGACACCGAAAACCACAACAACGACAACGAUCAGCAGUCCGGACGAGGGCAGCAGCAGCUCCAGUCUGGAGAGCCUCUUCAGUGGCGUCAAGUUCGACGACAGCCUGGCCGCCCUCCUGCCCAAGGACUACAAAGUGAGCAGCACGCCGCGACCCGCCUUCACGACUGUGGAUGACAUCUCCAAGUUCCUGCCACCCGGCUUUAAGUUGAACAGCAGCACCACCACCAUUGCAUCGACCACGCCCCGAUCCCAUCCCGUGGCCGUGCCCUUCGAUGAUCUGAGCAAGUUCCUGCCCCCCAGCUACAAGGCGCCCGCCAAGGAGAAGGCCGAACCCGUUCCCAAGCUGCCCGAAGGUGUGAAGCCCAUCAAAAUAGCGGAUCUGAGCGCUCUCCUGCCGCCGGGCUUCAAGCUGAACGAGACCGCUAAAUCGGACACCUCGAGCGAUGAGGAUCUGCUGGCCUCCCUGCUUCCACCGGGAUUCAAGUCGCCGAAGGUACAUCCCGCCUCCACCUCCACUUCCACCUCCACUACGACCAAUAGGCCCAAGCCGGUUGCCUCCAGCACCACGGAAGCGCCAGCUGGCGAAGGCAGCGGCCUGAAGGUGGUCUUCCCGAAGGGCUUCCACAAGCGAGUAGGCUCCCAUCGCCUGACCACGCCGCAUCCCGGCAACGAUGGCCAGGCUGAUGCAGUGACUCCCUCAUCGGACGGAACGCCGCCAGUGGUCAUCAAGAAGGGUCCACCCACGCGGGCUACCACGGAGUUCACCGGCUGGCCCACACCCCCGACCACACCGCUGUCCAUCGAGAAGCUGAAUGCCCAGACCAUCAACUUUGAGGAUCUGCUAACGCCCAGCGCCAGCAGCAGCACCACCAGCACCAGCACGUCCACGACGAGCACCACGACAACUACCACACCGCGGCCCACUAAGCCGGGACACUGCACGGCCGACUGUGAUCUGGCGGCCACCAUCAAGAUCAUCGAUGGAGUGGCCUGGAAGCCGGAGCUCCUGGAUCACAACACACUCGAGUGGAAGAAUCUCGCCCACGAGCUGGAGGCGCAGCUGAACGAAGUCUACUCCAGCGCCGAUCAGCUGAACAAAUGGUACAAGAAGGUGCGCAUCGAUAGCUUCAGCAAGGGCAGUGUCCUGGUCGACUACUACGUGGAGCUGGCCAACAUAACGGAGGAUGUGGACACACAGGAGAUCCGUCAGCUGUUCCACGAUGCGCUGACCAAGCCCAUGGCCCCACCGCUGCCCGACAAGGAUGCCCAGGAGAAUGAGACGGACAGCGUGUCCGGGCCGCAGGAGGAGCAACUAGUCACGGCCAGCUAUCAGAUGGGCAAAUACAUCAUUGAUCCGGUGGCCACCGAUUUCAGUGUCAUAGCCAAGAAUGUGAACACAAACGUGGAGUAUGCCGAGGAGGAUCUGCUCAUUCCCCAAUGGGCCAUAGUCGUGAUAGUGAUUGGAGUGGGAUCCCUUGUGUUUGUCAUCAUCUUUGGCGUCACAGUGCUGCUCAAUCGCCAGAAGAGGUCCAAGAAGACGCCGAUUCCGCUGACCAAUGACAUGCUGAACGAGCUGAAGGUCAACCACAUGGGUGGUUCGGACAACUACGGUGUGGAUGAUUUCUACAACAUUGAUGAUCCCUGGAACGACACCAAGCAGCCGAUUAAACCGAAGCGCUUUACCAAUUCGAUGCAUGGCAGCAACAGCUCCAACAUCUACGACAGCUGGCGCUCCACCCGUCAUCCGCACAGCAAUGCCGACUAUUUCUAUGACCAGCAGCCGACGUACUCGCAGAAGGGCGACUCCCUGAAGCGGCCGCAUCAUGGCCACCAUCAGUAUCCCGCCCAUACCCAUCAGCAGCAGCAGCAGCAGCAUCCGCAACAGCAUCAGCAGGCGUAUGGCCACCAAUAUCCGGAUGCCUUUGCCGAUGCCCACCAGAUGUACAGCUAUAAUAACCAUGCCAGUCGGACGCGCUAUUCCCGCGACUACGAUCCCGAUUUCUAGUUAAGCCACCGACUACACCACGCCCAUCCACGCACUAGCUUUAGUAACAUGCGAACGAUUUUGCGUUGUGUUGUAACUUAAUAGCCUAAAGUAUCAUAGUAUGUACUCACAUAUGUAUAAUGCUGCAACUUAUACUCGUAUUUAUCGUACAGUACUAGUACUGUCUGCUGGCUUGGCUCAAAAGUCGUACCGCUUUUCUGUACCCACAGCCAGAGGUAUUCUAUUCUUAAUGGAGCUGCUAGUAUAUCCGUCUGGAUGCGAUGUACUCCGGUAAAGCUAUUAUAAACGAUACAGAAUAGAACUUGGGGUCGUAUCCCCCGAAAAUAAAUAGUCAUGCACUCUUAGUUAAUACUAGCUCGUAACUGAAUAGUAGAUGUAUACAUAAACUAAAUAUAUUAUCCAUAGAUUGUAUUAUUUAAUGUACUGGCGGCUUGCUAAUAAUAAUGUCUAAAUUUAGGCAAAUAAUUAAAUCUAGAAAAGCAAUCAAUCAUUUCGAAUCUAAUUUUGCGUACUCUUAUCGCA